This is a messenger RNA of Cylindrotheca closterium, 489 nucleotides long. NCBI's taxonomy places the organism in Eukaryota, Bacillariophyta, Bacillariophyceae, Bacillariales, Bacillariaceae. The record is from the annotation of a GenBank genome assembly.
AUGAUGACAGCAUCAGUUCCAAGCCUAAAGCAACAAGAGGUGCCAAGUCUCGUCUUACUUGGAGCUGCCGAAUCGCCUUCCAACAGUCUCGUAUCAACCCUGUCGUUCAAAUCGCGAGAGGAUAUCGCUCCACGAGUUCCCAAGCGCAAGCCAUCAAAAGAUUUGGACAAAGUAAGUAGCAGCAAGCAGCAGGGUGAUAAUUUCGUUGCAAAUACCAGAUUCGACGAUGGAUGCAUUAGCCAGGACCUUGGAUCUAGCACUAGGAUGGCAUCGGUGGUAAUGGAUAGCUUGAGUUGCCUCUCUCAUAUUGCAAAGAAGGAGUGCAGGAUGACAUCAACUAGUACAUCCGUUCACCUGAUGGAUGACCUGACUACAAAAUCGGAUACAUCACCGACAAUCCCACGACGAGAGCCCUCUUCCGAAAGCAGUGGAGCUAUUCGAGAGUGCAAUGAUGCAUUUCGGAUGUACAACAGAAUCAUGAAGAAGUGA